Lates calcarifer (barramundi perch) is the source of this 4504-nucleotide messenger RNA. It is a transcript of the gene rassf5, whose product is annotated as Ras association domain family member 5. The transcript is spliced from 6 exons. The record is from RefSeq and is a predicted model, not a curated record. Bases 962 to 2131 code for a protein of 389 amino acids. Gene Ontology annotation, biological process: signal transduction. NCBI's taxonomy places the organism in Eukaryota, Metazoa, Chordata, Actinopteri, Centropomidae. Gene Ontology annotation, cellular component: nucleus.
AACUCUUCAGUUUUAGAAGUAGGGCAGGAGGAUAACUCCCAGUAGCUCUAUCUCUCUCUCAUUCUCUUUCGCAGCCCAUAUUAAUAACCGGCGGACUGCACAUCAACUCAGCCCACACAUGCAAGCAUCCCUGCACACACACUCGAGGUGAUGCGUGUCCCUCACACUGACAAGCUAUGUCACUGUUGUGGGGUUAGACAGGAUGGCUGACUCACUUCCCCCUCGACCAGGCUGUGGGGUUUCACACCAAGGAGACGGAAAAAACGGGGAGAAGAGAGAGGUGGCAGCGUCGGUGACCAGCUCUGCAGUGGUCUGUGGUGUUUGUGCUCUGUUGUAUGGAGAUCCCACCAGGUCUUUGGCUAAUGAAUGAGGAGUUUACUGUCAACCACUGAGUGAACGGGAAGGAUAAAGGCUCCUGUUACUGGAAAGAGAGGAGAGAGGGGAACAGGGCAGCCAGGAUUUUGAUCGUAUCUGGGGGUCUCUGUCUCUUUAAGCUGGCUGUUUGUUACUGCAGAGUGUGUGGGUGCUGCAGUAGAGACGGGGGGGAGAGAGAGGACGAGAGAGGAUGAGGGAGCAUUGAUAACGGAGAGACGUUAGAGAGGAACAAGUAGCAGCACAGCAGAGAAUCAGGGCUCAUGUCCGCACGCUGAGGUGUGAGGGAGAUCGGUCAGGUGCAGGCCAGGGGAGGAAAGAGUGAGGCAGGUAGAGACGUGAGAGCAUUGGGGAACGUGUGAGGAGUACAGGUGGAGGGGUGGCAGAGCGAGUGGAGAGGGGGCUGUUUAUUCGGAGCGUGGCACCGGUGGCAGAGUGGCUGCGCUGGGAUGGCAGAGGGGGGAACUGGGGGGGCUGGCGCUGGGGCAGUCCUCAGAGGGACAGGGGCGGCCGGGGGCAGGACAGGAGAGCCAGCGAGGGUUACUUGCACAGGACGGUGCCUGCCGGUUGGUGCCACCAUGCCCCAUCCAUGGCACAGAUAGCACCUCUCGUCCCGGGGCGAGAGGUGCAGGAGGAGGAGGAGGAAGAAGAGGAGGAGAGGGCCAAGGGGGUGGCAGCGGCAGGGGUCAGGCCCGGAGCAGUUGAAGGCGUCAGGGUGGGCCGGACGUUUCUCGGCCAGGUGUCGCUGCAUCUGGAGGAGGUCAGGGGUGACUCAGAAGGGGAGGCUGGCAGCGCCUGCUUCGGGCAGGUCUCGAGGCGGCUGGGGCGGCUGCUGAAGAGGCUGCCCAAGUCUCGCUCCUGGAGUGACAGCCUGCGGAUCCUCCGACGAUCAUCAUCUAACGGAUCUCUGCUCACCACCUCAGACUGCAGCUACACCUGUCACCUGGAGUGUCAGAGCCAGGUCCAGCUGGACUGCAACAAGAGGGACAGGCAGCCUGAAAAAACUCCAUCUCCCAGAGGCCACUGCUCCUCCACAGCCCCUCAGCGCAAGCAGAAUGAGAAAAAGGAGGAAGAGGAGGGAGGGACGAAAGACCUGUCAGAGGAAGAGGUGCGGACCAGGAUAGAGCAGUAUAACGCUCAAGUCACAGAAAAUGGCAUGAACCUGGCUGCAGAUGGAUCCUACACGGGUUUCAUUAAGGUCCACCUUAGGCUCAAUCGACCUGUCACAGUCCCUGAUUUGGAGGCGGCAGGCCUAGAAGGAGCGUCCAGGCAGCCAGGCGGUUGCAGUCGGACGCCAUCAGAGGACCAGGAAAGGAUGGACUGCGGGCAGAGCGAAAAGAGAACAUCCUUCUACCUACCAUGCGACUGUGUGAAGCAGCUCCACAUCAGCUCUCUGACCACCACCAGAGAGGUCAUCCAGGGCUUGCUAAAGAAGUUCAUGGUGCUGGACAAUCCCCGCAAGUUUGCAUUGUACAGGCAGACGCACCGCGACGGGCAAGAUCUGUUCCAGAAGCUUCCUCUGUGUGAGCGUCCUCUUCUUCUGAGGUUGAUCACUGGGCCUGACCCGGACCAACUCAGCUUUGUCCUGAAGGAAAAUGAGACUGGAGAGGUGGAGUGGCAUGCAUUCUCUGUCCCUGAGCUACAAAACUUCCUGGUAAUCCUGGAGAAAGAGGAGGCGGAGCGCGUGCGGGCAGUGGAGCAAAAAUACGCCACGUACCGACAGAAACUACAACAGGCCCUACGACAACAUGACCCCUGACCCCCUCACCCCACCCUCACCUGUUACCUUCUGACCUCAACCCAGGGAAAGACUGACCUUAUGAACGCCUAACCCCCCACCCCAUCACUCCCUCUCAAGACCCCUGAUCUUCAGAGACUGGAGCCAGGGGGUGAACUUGUCUCCACCCUCCACAUAUACACACAAAUGAGAAUACAGUACAUCCACUCACAGAGGCAUACCCUCUCUCAGGACGCUUACAAGCCCCCCCACUAUCCAUAGGUCCCCUCCCACCCCCACCCCCUUUGAGGAGAAAAUCAGGGGUUGAAGGUGACAUGAAAGGCUACAGAGUGUGUGGUCUGCACACCAAUUGGACAAGUAGUGUUUUCAUUGCCAAGGACAUACACACACACACACACACACAGAAAGAUCUGAAACCCCCUCCGACUCGAGAUCUCUUUUGGGACUGAUGUGAAUCAGCGGUGUUUAAAGAUUCCGUCUUCUUCUGCUACUGCUGCUGCUGCUACUGCAAGUGUUACUUAUGCAUGAGUCUCUCUCAGCUCAUCCCUCUGCACAUAGAGUUAGAAUAGAAACAGAAGGCAUGAUUACUUUUCUCUGCAUCUCUUUGGGAUGGAAGGACAAUCAUACUCUGUGUGUUUCUUUGUUUUUCUUUCUUGGAAAUGUAUAGGGUUAUCACCAGAUGUUUUAUUUUUUUGGCUGGAAUAUAACGUGUGAAUUUGUGAGGGAGGCGUUUAGGGUCAGGGCUGGAUUACUGACUAUUUGGUAGGAAGUAGAAGGCUGCGUUUGCUUUCAUUGCUUAGACCAAGGACGAAUGGAAGGAUAAGAAAGUGAUCCAUUCUCUGAUUUUUCUCAGGGAGCAUGUGUUGAGCAAAGAUAAAACUUAAAGGAGGAAAGAGAACCCUCUUCCACCCUACACCCGCCCUAUUUUAGCUCACUUUUGUCUGCCCACUUAAAUGCCAUGUCAAGUGCUUCGCUUGACAGGGAGAUUAGUCAGACCCCCGGUUCCUGCCUCUCUCCUUGAUCCUCCAAACAGACACACAAUCCAAACGUUGCUUGAACUCCACCUGCAAAUGAAGCCUGCUGAGGGAGGCAGUUCACAUACCUUUACAGAUUUUACACUUUACAUACACCGUUAUGGUAUAUGGUUUGUAUUUGAAUGUGAUUGUCUUUUACACCAAAGCUUAGAGGGACACAUCUAUUGAGAGGAUUUUAAAGGGAAAAGAGAGACAUUUGGGUGUUUAUGGAAUUAAAGGUGGUGUAUGUAAAAAUUAAACCAGCCUCUGUUUUGCACAUACUGAUGCAGGUCACUGAAUGGCCCACGACGGCUGAGGCUGGGCAUGGAUUUCUGUUUUGUUUUUGUUUUUCUUUUAUCUCCUACACCUUCCACCCAUCCCCUACCCCCCACUCCCAAAAAGAGAAACAGAAAAUUUAUAAGAUUCAUGAUAAUGGCUAUAAUGUACCAAUGAUGUGUUUGCAAUUCAUAUGUAUUAUGUAGACACUGGAAAAAGAGUGACAAGGUUUAACUUUGUUGUUAUUACAGAUAUUAAUAUUCUUUUGGUAUCAUUCCUACUGGUUGGUGUGCCUGCGUAUGUGUGUGCAUAUGUGUGUGUGUGUGUGUGCGCGUGCGUGCGUGUGUGCGUGCAUGCUCUUCCAGGGCAGAGAGAAAAAUGUGAAUAGUGUUUUAUAAUGAGUGUCUGUGUGUCAUCAGCACUCCCUCAUUGGGCCUCACUUAUCAAGUAGUAAAAUAUACACUGAGUGCACAUGUAAUAUAACACAUUACAACUGCUAAUUAGGUUGUUUUGGAAAUGGUAUUUGGCAUGCAUGUAUCACAAAAUUAAUGCAUUUAACCAAAUCAUUAAAAAAAUUCACACAUACUUAUAUUUCUUCAUUUAUUCCAUGUACAUGCUGAUAAAUGAGGCCCAUUGUCCAUAAGCACAUGCUUCUCAGUAAACCCAAACCUGUUCCUUUUUUUGUUUUUAACAUCAUCACCCAAAGCUCAAGCUGUUCCUGCUGGCAGUGCCUUUUGUUUUGCGUGUCCCCCCCCCCAAUCCCAGUGUAUCUAUGUAAGGUGUGUUUCAGCACACAGGUGCCUGAGUGGAGUGUAUGGGUGCUUUUACAUGUGUUCCUUGGGUGGUGUUGUAUCUUUUCUUUCUGUCCCCUUUCCUAAACACUUGUGUGUCUGUCCAACAAACCCUCUGACUGUGUGUGAGUUUGUGUGCGUGCAUGCGUGUUAUUUAUUUCAUGGUUCACACCAUCCACAUGAUAUUAUGUGAAGGAUGUUGAGACUAAAUGCUUUUUUGCAAUUUAUUUUGUUUUAUUUGAAGAAGUGUGUAUAAAUAUAUCAGUAGAACUGUACAGAAUAUCAAAAUGAAAUAAAAAAAGGUUGUCGCUUUA